Messenger RNA from Vicia villosa (hairy vetch), 2077 nucleotides. Its product is annotated as delta(8)-fatty-acid desaturase 1-like. Lineage: Eukaryota; Viridiplantae; Streptophyta; Magnoliopsida; Fabales; Fabaceae. The record is from RefSeq and is a predicted model, not a curated record. The transcript has a single exon. Bases 475 to 1830 code for a protein of 451 amino acids. Gene Ontology annotation, molecular function: oxidoreductase activity, acting on paired donors, with oxidation of a pair of donors resulting in the reduction of molecular oxygen to two molecules of water. Gene Ontology annotation, biological process: lipid metabolic process. Gene Ontology annotation, cellular component: membrane.
AGUCCGUCCCUUCUCCACAAACCCACAUGGGUAACAGCGUCAUCCCAUUACUUAACGCGUCCUUUCUCUCUCUCAAAAUAUCUUCGGUUUCGAUUCUAUCUUAAGCUAUAACACCCUGCAUUGCAUCCUCACUCUUACUAACCUGUCUCUCAAUUCUUAACCCCAAAUUUUGACCCAUUCUUUUUCCACCACGAAAUUGCCGCUAUUUAACACCUGUCUCCCAGUUUUUAUAAAUAACCCUUCUCUUCUCAUUAACAAAACUCUUCUUCUCCUUCUCUGUACCCAAAAGUUACAUACAUUAUUUCAUUUCAUCUCAUCAGAUCGCUGCAAAAUCAUAACCAAUUUUCAAGGACCCUUUUGUGGUUGUAUCUCAGAACACAACCAUUAAAGGAGUUUCCUUGUUUCCAUCUUUUCUAUCUACAUUCUUGCAGGAUCUGAUACCGACAUUCAUUCACUCAUCCGCCACCGCCAUCCAUGGAGGUUGUUGAGAAAGAGAAGAAGUAUAUAUCAUCGGAUGAACUUUCCAAGCACAACAAGAAAGGAGAUCUAUGGAUCUCAAUUCAGGGUAAGGUUUACAAUGUUUCUGAUUGGGGUAAAGAUCACCCUGGCGGAGAGGUUGUUUUGUUGAAUCUCGCUGGCCAGGAUGUUACCGAUGCGUUUAUAGCAUAUCAUCCUGGUACUGCAUGGAAACAUCUUGAGAGAUUUUUUACUGGCUUUUACCUUGAUGAUUUUAAGGUGUCUGAGGUUUCUAAGGAUUAUAGGAAGAUGGUUUCUGAGUUUGUGAAACUGGGUUUGUUUGAAAAGAAAGAGCAUGUUACUUUGUUCACAUUAACCUCUGUUGCAAUUAUGUUUUCUAUUGUUGUUUAUGGUGUUGUGGGUUGUGAGAGUAUUUGGGCUCAUUUGGGUUCUGGGAUGUUGUUGGGUUUGCUUUGGAUGCAAAGUACUUAUGUGGGUCAUGAUUCCGGUCACUACGAGGUUAUGUCCAGUAAGGGGUAUAAUAAAUUGGCGCAGAUUAUUUGUGGGAAUUGUUUGACUGGUAUAAGUAUUGCUUGGUGGAAAUGGACUCAUAAUGCUCAUCAUAUUGCUUGCAAUAGUCUUGAUUAUGAUCCUGAUUUGCAGCAUAUCCCGGUUUUUGCUGUCUCUUCGCGAUUAUUCGGGAACAUCAGGUCUUAUUUCUAUGAUAGACAGUUGAAGUUUGAUGCUUUGUCUAGGUUUUUGAUCAGUUAUCAGCAUUGGACUUUUUACCCUGUCUUGUGUUUCGCAAGGCUGAACUUGUAUCUUCAGACGUUUUUGCUAUUGUUUUCGCCGACCCGAAAUGUCCCUGAUAGACUUUACAACAUCAUGGGAAUCGCGGUGUUCUGGACUUGGUUCCCUCUUUUGUUGUCAUGCCUACCUAGUUGGCCGGAAAGGUUGAUGUUUGUUCUUGCUUGUUUUGUGGUUUGUUCCAUCCAACAUCUUCAAUUCUGUUUGAACCAUUUCGCUGCUAACGUGUACGUCGGUCCUCCAAGCGGAAACGAUUGGUUUGAGAAGCAGACGAGCGGAACAUUGGAUAUCUCUUGUUCGACAUGGAUGGAUUGGUUCUUUGGUGGUUUGCAGUUUCAGCUUGAACAUCAUUUGUUUCCAAGGCUACCUAGGGCUCAACUGAGGAAGGUUUCACCGUUGGUGAUUGAUCUUUGCAAGAAACAUAAUUUGCCUUAUAGAAGUUUGACAUUUGUUGAGGCAAAUCUUUGGACUCUCAAGACUCUCAGAACUGCUGCACUGCAAGCAAGGGAUUUCACUAAUGCUUCUCCACAGAACUUGUUGUGGGAAGCUUUUAACACUCAUGGAUGAGCUUGAGAAGAGAGAAAGAAGCAUGUGGAUUUUGAGUUGUGCAGAGAAGGUUUCAAACUUUUCUAUUAUUAUUACUAUUAUCAAACAUUCAUGUUAUUGUCAUUAUGUUUGAAUUAUGUAUUGAGUUCAAUUUCUCUUUUAUUAGGCCUGUUUUGUUGUAAUAACUGAUGAUGAUAUGAUCACUGUUUAUGUGUGCUAUAACAUCUGAACAUAAAAAAUAUAUUCAGGUUACAUUUUCAUUUUCUUA